AUGGGAGAAACAGAAGAGAAAGAAGUGAAGAACCAUGGUGAUAAAGAAGAGGAGCACAGCAAGGCUGAGAAAACAGAGAAGAAGGAUAAGAAGAAGGAUAAGCACGAGGACGAUAAAAAUGGCGGAGGAGAAGAAGGCGAUGAUCAAGAGAAGAAAAGCAAGAAGAAAGAUAAGAAGACGAAGAAAGAGAAGAACCCUGAAGAUAAAAAUGAUCCAGAGAAGUUGAAGAUGAAACUUACCAAGAUUGAAGACAAGAUUCAAGCUAUGGUCCUAAAGAAAGAUGAGAUCGUGAAGCUUAUUCAUGAGGCUGAACAAGGUAAGGCGACUACUGCAGUCGAUGCACCACCACCAACUAACUAA
This is a messenger RNA of Thlaspi arvense, 360 nucleotides long. NCBI's taxonomy places the organism in Eukaryota, Viridiplantae, Streptophyta, Magnoliopsida, Brassicales, Brassicaceae. The record is from the annotation of a GenBank genome assembly.